This is a messenger RNA of Podarcis muralis (Common wall lizard), 2446 nucleotides long. RefSeq names its product coagulation factor II thrombin receptor like 2 (gene F2RL2). Gene Ontology annotation, biological process: phospholipase C-activating G protein-coupled receptor signaling pathway; positive regulation of Rho protein signal transduction; thrombin-activated receptor signaling pathway. The record is from RefSeq and is a predicted model, not a curated record. Lineage: Eukaryota; Metazoa; Chordata; Lepidosauria; Squamata; Lacertidae. Gene Ontology annotation, cellular component: plasma membrane. Gene Ontology annotation, molecular function: thrombin-activated receptor activity.
GAAGAUCAGCUUCACAUUUUCUAAUUCUAUUGCUAGACUGGAAACUUCACAAACUCUGGGUUGUUUGGUAUGUUAAUAAUGUUCAUUAACAGAGAUGUGGGUUUAAAGUUUAUUCCCAGAGAAAAAUAUUGAAUGUAUUAGACUUGCACAGGAAGAUGACUCAGUGCCCAUGAAAAAACGCUGGUUUGCAAUCUCAAGAUCUUUGCAAUAUGAAGGAUGUGUGCGUGCAAACAAGUAAAAAGCCACAUCAUCCAACUAUACCACUAUAAACUUUAACACACACACACACACACACACCACACAAAAUUUCAGCUUAGGGUUUAAAAUACAAUUAGAUUCCUAUUGCAUUUGGAAAAUGAGGUUAACACAUUUUUUAAAGCUAGAUAACUUUUUGCAUUUACAUAAAACAAAGUUCAUUUCACCAAAAUUCGGCUUCAGGAAUUUGGUAAAAACUCACAACUGACAUACAGGUCUGUCACCAUCAAGUCUAGUUGGGUCUUCAGAGGCUUAUGCACAACUGAACUGGUAGUACUCAUGGUGAUUUUAAUUAUUAUUAUGAUGGCUUAAUCUGAAAUGUAAACCAGGCCAUAGUUUAUCAAUAAACCAAAUUAUUUGUUUCAGCUAAAGUCUUGAGUCUGUGGACUUUUAUCACUGGUUAUGCUUUAUUCCCAGGCCUACUGGGUUGCUAAAAUGCAAAUUCAAGCCCAGAUUAGGCCAGCAAGUUAACACCAAGUUUUCCUCCUCUUAAAUAAUUGUUUUGGAAGUCCUAGAGACCGAACACCCCAUUCUUCUCUCUACUUAUGGUAGUUCAAGAGUUAACUUCACUCUUGUUAAAUGAAGCUAAUCUCUGUGUCAGCUCAAAGCUUAAGCAGCUUCGACUGUUUCCACAUUCUGGUGUGUCACACCCUUCUCCAAAGAACGAAACAGCAAGUUUCCUCAAAACUGCUAGUACAUACAGGAUGAGUUCAGUUCACAGAUCUGACGCUCUAAGCAUUUCUUUCCCUAUAAGGAGGAUUAAGCAGCAACGGAGAAGCUAAAAUGCAUAUUUUUAAAAACUGAGUUUUGAUUACUGCUACAAUGACAUCUAUACUCUUAUUAAUAAGUGGACAGCUCUUCAUAUCCUCCUGCUUAUCCCAGAAAGACAGAGAAUGUAACAACAGCAGCCUGGAAUGUCAAGGUAACGUGACAUUCCCCAUCAGGACUUUCCAUGGGGCUCCACAAGGUGCUUAUGAAAAGAUACCUCAUUCUGCCAUGGAAGGCGCAACAAGGACCAAUCACAACCAAGAAAACAACUGUUCUGUGAAGAGGUCCCACGUUUCAGUACUGAAAGUACGCAACACCACGUUGGAGUACCUGACCAGCCCUCUGAGUGUAAAGCUGAUUCCAGCACUAUACAUAGCUGUUGUUUUAAUAGGAGUGCCCGCAAAUGCCUUUGUACUAUGGACACUGUUUUUCAGGCUCAGGUCAGCCCGGAUUGCUAUAUUCUACACUAACUUAGCCAUUUCGGAUUUUCUCUUCUGUAUCAUGCUGCCGUUCAAAAUUUCCUAUCACCUCAGAGGCAACAACUGGAUAUUUGGAGAACCAAUGUGUCGAAUCAUGACUGCCAUCUUCUAUGGCAAUAUGUAUUGUUCCACGCUCCUCCUCACCUGCAUCAGUAUCAGCCGUUAUGUGGCCAUUGUUUAUCCAUUUACUUACAGGAGUCUGCCCAAGCAGCCCUUAGCAACAGUGGCAUGUGGAGCAGUAUGGACAGUUGUUUUCUUAUACAUGCUGCCUCUGAUCAUAGCGAAGCAAAGCUAUAAUCUGGAUCAACUGAAUAUCUUUACCUGCCAUGAUGUCAGCAAUACCUGCGAAACUCCAUCAUCCUUCCAAUACUAUUACUUCAUCUCGCUGGCAGUAUUUGGAUUUGUGAUUCCGUUCUGCAUUGUUAUUUUUUGUUAUGUUUCAAUUAUCCGAACACUCAAAUCUUAUGAUCGGAAGUGGCUGUGGUACAUCAAAAUCAGUCUUCUCAUCCUCAGCAUUUUCGCUGUCUGCUACACACCCAGCAAUGUCAUACUGAUCGUUCAUCAUGUGAAUUACCAUCGCAAUUCUACAGACAAUUUGUAUUUCUUUUACCUUAUUGCUCUAUGCCUAAGCAGCCUGAACAGUUGCCUCGAUCCGUUCCUUUACUUCAUGAUGUCCAAAACCAAAGAUAACACCAGCGUUUCUCUCACCAUGGUUAAAAUACCCCGGGAUGAAAAGACGUGACACACUUCUGCUGUGAUACUUGAUGAAGUUGUAUAUACAUCAUUUGUUCAUAAAUUUACUAUUUAAGAUAUCUAUUUUUAUAAUGGCAAAACUGAAUAAAUUCAAACUAUUUUAGGGUUGCAAGGUUUAACAGAGGGCCUUUUCGGUAGUGGCACCCGCCCUGUGGAACGCCCUCCCAUCAGAUGUCAAAAUGAUAAACAAC